Homo sapiens (human) is the source of this 2263-nucleotide messenger RNA. It is a transcript of the gene LEO1, whose product is annotated as LEO1 component of Paf1/RNA polymerase II complex, transcript variant 3, coding. The transcript has 13 exons. Bases 34 to 2100 code for a protein of 688 amino acids. The record is from RefSeq and is marked validated. NCBI's taxonomy places the organism in Eukaryota, Metazoa, Chordata, Mammalia, Primates, Hominidae. Gene Ontology annotation, cellular component: nucleus; Cdc73/Paf1 complex. Gene Ontology annotation, biological process: endodermal cell fate commitment; stem cell population maintenance; transcription elongation by RNA polymerase II.
CCCUAACCGAGGCAGCAGCGGACGUGAGCGAUAAUGGCGGAUAUGGAGGAUCUCUUCGGGAGCGACGCCGACAGCGAAGCUGAGCGUAAAGAUUCUGAUUCUGGAUCUGACUCAGAUUCUGAUCAAGAGAAUGCUGCCUCUGGCAGUAAUGCCUCUGGAAGUGAAAGUGAUCAGGAUGAAAGAGGUGAUUCAGGACAACCAAGUAAUAAGGAACUGUUUGGAGAUGACAGUGAGGACGAGGGAGCUUCACAUCAUAGUGGUAGUGAUAAUCACUCUGAAAGAUCAGACAAUAGAUCAGAAGCUUCUGAGCGUUCUGACCAUGAGGACAAUGACCCCUCAGAUGUAGAUCAGCACAGUGGAUCAGAAGCCCCUAAUGAUGAUGAAGACGAAGGUCAUAGAUCGGAUGGAGGGAGCCAUCAUUCAGAAGCAGAAGGUUCUGAAAAAGCACAUUCAGAUGAUGAAAAAUGGGGCAGAGAAGAUAAAAGUGACCAGUCAGAUGAUGAAAAGAUACAAAAUUCUGAUGAUGAGGAGAGGGCACAAGGAUCUGAUGAAGAUAAGCUGCAGAAUUCUGACGAUGAUGAGAAAAUGCAGAACACAGAUGAUGAGGAGAGGCCUCAGCUUUCCGAUGAUGAGAGACAACAGCUAUCUGAGGAGGAAAAGGCUAAUUCUGAUGAUGAACGGCCGGUAGCUUCUGAUAAUGAUGAUGAGAAACAGAAUUCUGAUGAUGAAGAACAACCACAGCUGUCUGAUGAAGAGAAAAUGCAAAAUUCUGAUGAUGAAAGGCCACAGGCCUCAGAUGAAGAACACAGGCAUUCAGAUGAUGAAGAGGAACAGGAUCAUAAAUCAGAAUCUGCAAGAGGCAGUGAUAGUGAAGAUGAAGUUUUACGAAUGAAACGCAAGAAUGCGAUUGCAUCUGAUUCAGAAGCGGAUAGUGACACUGAGGUGCCAAAAGAUAAUAGUGGAACCAUGGAUUUAUUUGGAGGUGCAGAUGAUAUCUCUUCAGGGAGUGAUGGAGAAGACAAACCACCUACUCCAGGACAGCCUGUUGAUGAAAAUGGAUUGCCUCAGGAUCAACAGGAAGAGGAGCCAAUUCCUGAGACCAGAAUAGAAGUAGAAAUACCCAAAGUAAACACUGAUUUAGGAAACGACUUAUAUUUUGUUAAACUGCCCAACUUUCUCAGUGUAGAGCCCAGACCUUUUGAUCCUCAGUAUUAUGAAGAUGAAUUUGAAGAUGAAGAAAUGCUGGAUGAAGAAGGUAGAACCAGGUUAAAAUUAAAGGUAGAAAAUACUAUAAGAUGGAGGAUACGCCGAGAUGAAGAAGGAAAUGAAAUUAAAGAAAGCAAUGCUCGGAUAGUCAAGUGGUCAGAUGGAAGCAUGUCCCUGCAUUUAGGCAAUGAAGUGUUUGAUGUGUACAAAGCCCCACUGCAGGGCGACCACAAUCAUCUUUUUAUAAGACAAGGUACUGGUCUACAGGGACAAGCAGUCUUUAAAACGAAACUCACCUUCAGACCUCACUCUACGGACAGUGCCACACAUAGAAAGAUGACUCUGUCACUUGCAGAUAGGUGUUCAAAGACACAGAAGAUUAGAAUCUUGCCAAUGGCUGGUCGUGAUCCUGAAUGCCAACGCACAGAAAUGAUUAAGAAAGAAGAAGAACGUUUGAGGGCUUCCAUACGUAGGGAAUCUCAGCAGCGCCGAAUGAGAGAGAAACAGCACCAGCGGGGGCUGAGCGCCAGUUACCUGGAACCUGAUCGAUACGAUGAGGAGGAGGAAGGCGAGGAGUCCAUCAGCUUGGCUGCCAUUAAAAACCGAUAUAAAGGGGGCAUUCGAGAGGAACGAGCCAGAAUCUAUUCAUCAGACAGUGAUGAGGGAUCAGAAGAAGAUAAAGCUCAAAGAUUACUCAAAGCAAAGAAACUUACCAGUGAUGAGGAGUCUGGGAAAAGGGAAAGACCCAAGCUGAAAGAAACAUGGAGACAGUGGAAAGGAGAGGUAUCAAGGCCAACCCUCAGCUUUCUUAGACAAAACAGGAAGGUGAACCUUCCGGAAAGAGAAAAGCAGAAGAUGAUGAUAAAGCAAAUAAAAAGCAUAAGAAGUAUGUGAUCAGCGAUGAAGAGGAAGAAGAUGAUGAUUGAAGUAUGAAAUAUGAAAACAUUUUAUAUAUUUUAUUGUACAGUUAUAAAUAUGUAAACAUGAGUUAUUUUGAUUGAAAUGAAUCGAUUUGCUUUUGUGUAAUUUUAAUUGUAAUAAAACAAUUUAAAAGCAA